Molecule: messenger RNA, 1042 nt
Organism: Ananas comosus (pineapple)
Lineage: Eukaryota; Viridiplantae; Streptophyta; Magnoliopsida; Poales; Bromeliaceae
Exons: 4
Coding region: 146-745 (199 amino acids)
Source: RefSeq, a predicted model, not a curated record
UUAUACAAAUUUUUUGGACUUAUGUGCAAAGUUACCACCGUAUAGUCCGAGUAUUUAAAAUAUCGGCCCUUUUCUCUAUCUCUAUAACCAUACAUCGUUACUCCACUCUUGUGAAUUGCGAUCGUUCCGAGGAGGUCUCCGAGCAAUGGCUACAAAUUCAACACUAAGACUCGCUCUUUCUGUGGCCUUCUUGGGAUCGCUGGCCUUCAUCUUUGGUGUCGUUGCGGAAAAUAAGAAGCCUGCAUCUGGAACAAUAAUUCACGGAAAAGGUGUUGUUAUCUGCAAGUUUCCAAACGACCCAACAGUCGCUCUAGGGAGUUUAUCUAUCGUCGCGCUUGUUGCAACUGCUAUUGUUGGCCAUUUUGCUGUGUUUUUCCCGUACAAAGGAAAGUCGGUUCCGCAAGAAGUUUUGUUUCGAAGCACUUCCUUGGCGGUAUUCUUCUUUAUCGCGGAGAUUGUCUCAGCCCUAGCUCUAGGGAUGAUGAUGUGGGCAACCAUCACCGAAGGCCUUCACAUUUCGCGCAACGUCCACCAUGAUCUCAGCACCCAAUGCCCAACUGCUAAGACCGGGCUGUUUGGCGGAGCCGCCUUCUUGGCCCUGGACGCCGCCCUCUUCUGGCUUGUGUGCCAGAUGCUGACGAUAAACGCAAGGGCUGAUUACUUGGAUGAGAAUGAUCCUAAAGGUGAAUAUGGCCAGGUUUAUUCUGCAGAGUAUGAGUCCAAUGGGGCUGCUCCUAAGGUUUGAUUCGGAACAUAGUUGGUAGUACUUAGCUUUAUUUGUAAAUAUACCCGAUCCGUCGAACAAAACAAUUGGUUGAUGCAUCUAUCUUUUUUCAUAAACCUAUGUGGGGCUAUUAAUCAGCAAAGACUGUUUGGGCUUAAAUUCUACCAGGAUUAUAUUAGAUGUUUCCAUUCAUUUAGCUUGAAAGUAAUUGUUGGUUGCUGUGAUGUGUUUUUUUUUUAAUUUGGAAAAUUGUGAACUCCUGCCUGUCGCAUUUGCAAUUUGCUAUCUUGUUAUUCAAAAUGUUGCUGUCUUUUUCUA